AUGAUUGGAGAAUGCUGCCGUUUGGUUGAAGACUGCCUGCAGUGGUAUCCAGAUGAGCGUAUCGAUCUGGAAAGGAUCCGUUACCACGGGUGGUUUCAGGUACUGAGCGUUGUUGGUUUAUUGCGAAAUCUGGAAGUUGGCAAGUCGGUAUAUGUCAAUAUCAUAUAUUUACUGUACACAAUACACCACUUAUAUUAUUGUUCGUUUCAGGACAAACAUCCUGAAGAUGACCUCCAGACUCCCGUCCGCUCUGGGAGCGAUGAUGUCAUUCCGUAUGCAGAUGAUGCUGGGUCUGACAUUUUAAUUCUUCACACUUCAAACGGUCAGUCUGAAGAGAAGCUGGUGGACAAUGAGAAUCCCGGUGUGAUCAUUCAGGAAAUCAAUUGCUGCCAGUAUGAGAUCGGCAGAGAGCUGGGCCAAGGCGGUUUUGGAACCGUCUAUGAGGGAACCCGUGUGCGGGAUGGCGUGAAGGUGGCAGUGAAAGUUGUCAGGAAGAACGAGCAUGUAAUGAAGGAUUACAUGGACAUCCCGGGUCAUCCAGAGCCUCUUCCACGUGAUGUGGCUCUUUAUAUGCUUGCCUGUAAGGGAAAAAUCAUUCCUGAGGUUGUCCAGCUCUUGGACUGGCAGGUGUAUCCGGACCACUACGUCAUGGUCCUGGAGCGCCCCUCUCCUUGCGUGGAUGUACGUGAUUUUGCUACGAGCAACGGGGGAAAACUCACCCAGGAGUUAGCCAAAGACAUCAUGUGUCAGGCGACCACAGCUGCCUACAAGUGCUGCCGACGGGGGGUUUUCCACCGUGAUAUCAAAAUGGAGAACCUCCUCAUAACAACAGACACCCUAUACAUCAAACUUAUCGAAUUUGGGUGCGGCGAUCUCCUUACAAGGUCAUCUUACAAGACGUUUAUUGGCACAAGGAUCUACAUGUGCCCUGAAUACUUUGAAUGGGACGAGUGCUAUGGAAAGCUGGCGACGGUGUACUCGCUGGGCGUGCUGCUAUUCGCCAUGGUGUGCGGGAAAUUUCCCACCCAUUUUGACCUGCACCCGAUCAACGAGAAGUCAUGGAGUAAAGACUGCUUGACAGAAGAAUGCUGUGAUUUGAUUGAAGCCUGUCUGCAAGAGGAUCCAGAUGAUCGUAUUGAUCUGGAUGAGAUCCUUGAACACAAGUGGUUUCAGCCGGUGCCUGGAAAUGUCUACGAGGCAAACUGUGCCGUUUGUCGGAGAUGUUUUAAACUCUGUAUGAGCAUCGAGGUGGUGGAAUCACACAGGCACAGAGGAAAGCAAUGA
Messenger RNA from Triplophysa rosa, 1284 nucleotides. RefSeq names its product serine/threonine-protein kinase pim-1-like. The coding region runs from base 1 to 1284 and encodes 427 amino acids. The transcript has 9 exons. The record is from RefSeq and is a predicted model, not a curated record. Gene Ontology annotation, cellular component: cytoplasm. Gene Ontology annotation, molecular function: ATP binding; protein serine/threonine kinase activity. Gene Ontology annotation, biological process: negative regulation of apoptotic process; regulation of mitotic cell cycle; protein autophosphorylation. Lineage: Eukaryota; Metazoa; Chordata; Actinopteri; Cypriniformes; Nemacheilidae.